Molecule: messenger RNA, 1129 nt
Organism: Raphanus sativus (radish)
Lineage: Eukaryota; Viridiplantae; Streptophyta; Magnoliopsida; Brassicales; Brassicaceae
Product: NDR1/HIN1-like protein 6
Exons: 1
Coding region: 121-972 (283 amino acids)
Cellular component (GO): plasma membrane
Source: RefSeq, a predicted model, not a curated record
AUUAAUGAUAUCACAUUUAAAGCUAUUAAGAUUCCAUAAAAAACACUGUGUUGUCUCUCUCUCUCUAUCUUGUCUGCUGCUCAGAUCUGUCUAGAGGAGAAAGAAUCUGAGAAAUAGAAGAUGACUGACCGAGUCUUCCCAGCUUCCAAGCCAGCAACCGCCACUAACGGAGUCCCAUCAGCACCUCCUCCGGCUCCCUCUGCAGUUAACGGUAACGGAACAGCAAACGGUACAGCUAACCAGAAACCUCAAGUCUACAUUCCGGCAAACCGGCCGGUUUACCGUCCGCAGCCUUACAGCCGCCGCCACCACCACCAAUCUCGGCCAAGCUGCCGACGAGUCUGCUGCUGCUGCUGCUUCUGGUCGAUACUCAUCUUCCUCCUCCUCGCUCUCAUGGCGGCGAUCGCCGCCACCGCCGUCUACGUGAUCUACCGCCCUCGUCCUCCGUCGUUCUCCGUCCCGUCGCUUCGGAUCAGCCGCGUUAACCUCACCACCUCCUCGGACACCUCCGUCUCCCACCUCUCCUCCUUCUUCAACUUCACUCUGCUCUCGGAGAAUCCCAACGGCCACCUCACCUUCUCCUACGCUCCCUUCACCGUCGCCGUCAAGUCGGCCAAGUCCGGCGAGACGGUGGCGAACGGGACGGUUCCGGCUUUCUUCAGCGAUAACAAGAACAAGACGACGUUUCGGGGGGUUAUCGCGACGUCUACGUCGGCGCGUGAGCUGGAUCCGGAGGAAGCUCGGCGUCUGAAGUCGGAUCUGGCGCGGGCGCGCGUGGGGUUGGAGAUAGAGAUGAGGACGAAGGUGAAGAUGCAAAUGGGGAAGGUGAAGAGCGAAGGAGUUGAGAUCAAAGUGACGUGUCGAGGAUUCGAAGGGACAGUGCCCAAAGGUAAAACUCCGACCGUAGCAACGUCGAAGAGAACUAAGUGUAAGUCUGAUCUUAGCGUCAAGGUCUGGAAAUGGAGUUUUUAAAAUUUCACUAUUGGAAUUUUUUUUCCUUCUUUGGUUUCUUCUGGAUUUGUAUUACUUUUGGAAAUAUCCAAAAGAAGAUUUGUUUCUCCUCAGUUUUUAGUUAUAAAUUUGCAGAGAAGAGUCAGUGAGAAUUCACAGCUUCUAAAACUUUCUUGGA